Messenger RNA from Trypanosoma grayi, 2103 nucleotides. RefSeq names its product putative acetyl-CoA carboxylase. The record is from RefSeq and is a predicted model, not a curated record. Lineage: Eukaryota; Euglenozoa; Kinetoplastea; Trypanosomatida; Trypanosomatidae. Bases 1 to 2103 code for a protein of 700 amino acids. Gene Ontology annotation, molecular function: acetyl-CoA carboxylase activity. The transcript has a single exon.
AUGGCCCUCAGCGAAGAGAAGCGGGCCGGUUACGUUCCAUGUGGCAUGAUUGUGUGGCUGGUGACUAUAACGCCGCCGACAUACUACGACAGUGAAACCAACACCGCAGACAGUCGCCGGUUCGUGAUGGUUGCCAAUGACAUCACAUUCCAGUCCGGCUCCUUUGCUGUCCCGGAGGAUAACGUGUUCUGCGCCGCAUCGGCACUGGCUCGCCGGCUGCGUAUUCCGUUCGUCUACAUGAGCGCCAACAGUGGCGCCCGGCUUGGGCUAAGCAUGGAGGUAAAGAAGCGUUUCCGUGUCGCCUUCAACGCGGCAAAUGAGGUGGAGUACCUCUACCUCCUGCAGUCUGACUACGAGGAGCUGAUGCGGCGCGGUGUACAGUUGUCAGUGGAGGAGCACCAGCACCAGCCGCAGGAACAAGGCGCAGGUGCUGAGACGCGGUACAUUAUCCACGGCAUUGUCGGAGCACCUGAUGAGUACCUGGGUGUGGAAAACCUACGUGGAUCCGGCCUUGUUGCGGGGCACAUGUCAAAGAACUACAGCGAGGUACCAACCAUCAGCGUCGUGACAGGCCGCAGCGUUGGCAUUGGUGCGUACUUGAACCGUAUUGGACGCCGCGUCAUUCAGACCGACGACGCACCGCUCAUUUUGACGGGUUCUGGGGCCCUCAAUCGCCUCCUCGGCAAGGAAGUGUACAGCGACAACAGUCAGCUUGGUGGCAAGCAGGUGAUGGUACCGAACGGCGUGACACACUGGGGCACGAAGAGUAACUACAACUCCGCUGAGACGCUGCUGCGCUGGCUUGAUUACAUCCCGCCCGUUGUGGACCCACUGCGCUGCUGCCCCCGUCGCCUCGCGCUGCCGCACCAAGACCCGAUUGACCGCGACGUGACCUUCACGCCGAGCGGCCACGAGGCGUACGACCCACGCCUCCUUGUGUGUGGCAGCGGCGACAAGUCGGGUCUCUUUGACCGCGGCUCAUGGAUGGAGUCGCUGGAGGGGUGGGCGAAGUCUGUCGUGACGGGCCGCGCGACGCUCGGUGGCAUUCCGUGUGGCGUCAUUCUUGUAGAGACGCGGCUGACGCGCAAGCUGAACCCCGCCGACCCCGCCGACCCGACGUCGGCGUCGUCCUUCAUAGCGCAGGCGGGGCAGGUGUGGUUCCCCGACUCCGCGCGCAAGACGGCGGACUCCCUCGACGACUUUCACCGCGAGCGGCUGCCGUGCUUCAUCCUCGCCAACUGGCGCGGCUUCUCGGGGGGAAUGCGGGACAUGUUCGACGAGGUGCUCAAGUUCGGCGCUUCCAUCGUUGACAACCUCCGUGUGUACAACGCCCCGGUGUUCAUCUACAUCCCGCCCUUUGGGGAGCUGCGUGGCGGCGCGUGGGUCGUCGUGGACCCCGUCAUUAACCACAACGGGGCGGUGGAGAUGUACUGCGACCCCACCGCGCGUGGCGGUGUGAUGGAGCCGUCCGGCGUGGUGGAGAUAAAAUUCCGCGAGAACGACGUUAGGGAGCUUAUCCACCGCAGCAACCCGCACCUCGCCGCGCUUGACGCGAGCCAGCUGCGUAAAGAGGUGAACCGCCUCAUGCCGCAGUACCGCGACGUGGCCGUCCGGUUUGCCGAUCUGCACGACAGCCACGUUCGUAUGCAGGCGACGGGUGUGGUCCGGGGCGUGAUCCCGUGGAAGGACAGCCGCCGCCUCUUCCACGCGAAGCUGCAGCGCAAACUGAAGGAGCUCGCCGUGGCGGCAUCGCUGGUGGAGGCGAAGACGGUUGGCUCAAUGAUAGAAGGUGUGCGGAGGAUCGAGGCGGCCUUUGCACGGGAGCACCCUGACAUCCCGUGGGGUACGGAUGACGUGAUGCAGCUGCAGUGGCUCACGGAGAAGGAGGGAACAGGCAUCUUCGCCGCCUCUGCCGCCUCGUCCUCACUGCUGGACAGCGUGGCGGGGCUGGUGGCUGAGUGCAAGGCGACCGGUGCGCUGGACAGGUGCUUCCAGAGCCUCUUUGCGGACGAGGAGGUGCUGAAGGCCGCGAUGCAAGCGAUAAAUAAAGCCAAUGAGAAGCCAAUGAAGCUGCGGGCUUUUGACGAGGAGGACUACAUUUAG